AUGGAGACUAUGACUUCUGUUCCUGGGGUCAUAUUUUCCCCAAAUGAUCAAGAGCUUCUUCAAUUUUAUUUGACUAAUAAAAAUUUUAACCCUCAUUUACUCCCACUUAAUCACAUUCAACAACUUCAUUCGAUUAAUGACUUUCAUCCAGAUGAGUUAACAGCCUUAUAUCCGCCCAUCAACGAAAAUGAGUGGUACUUUUAUUAUCCCAAUAAUAAUAAUAAUAAUAAUAAUAAUAAAAAGAGGUCGACUCGAAAAGCUAAAGGUGGAACAUGGCAUGGAAAUGCAACAAAGAAGAAAAUAUUUGAUGAACAAAACAACGAAAUAGGUGUUAAAAGGACUUUGGAUUUUAAGGAUUUAAAUAAAACACUUACUUAUUGGAAAAUGACUGAGUAUCAAUUGACUCAAUCUAAUCACCCACAGCAAUGCAAUUGGAUGUUAUGCAAGAUUUAUAAAAUGAAAUCAAAGGAAUUGAAGAAUAAAAUCGAAAACGAGUAUAAAGAGCAAAACGCAAAAAGACAGAAAUUAAUGGAACCAAAUAAUGAACAAGGAUAUCAGAAGGAGGCCGUGACAGAAGAAGUAGUACGAACAGAGAAUGAGGUUGUCGCAGAAGAACAAGAGCCAACCCUUGAUGAGCCAAUCUGUCAAAAUAGGAUCGCUGCAGCGACGCAAGACAUUGAUGAGCCAAAGCCGAAACCGAAAAAGCAACCGCCAAAGAAUUCCCGUUAUGAUGUAGUAUUGAAGGGUUUUUAUGACCGACCAUCAAUUCGAAGCAAGACAACAAGAACAUUCCGCUGA
Messenger RNA from Cannabis sativa, 798 nucleotides. RefSeq names its product NAC domain-containing protein 35-like. Gene Ontology annotation, biological process: regulation of DNA-templated transcription. The transcript is spliced from 2 exons. Bases 1 to 798 code for a protein of 265 amino acids. Lineage: Eukaryota; Viridiplantae; Streptophyta; Magnoliopsida; Rosales; Cannabaceae. The record is from RefSeq and is a predicted model, not a curated record. Gene Ontology annotation, molecular function: DNA binding.